Tetranychus urticae (two-spotted spider mite) is the source of this 1261-nucleotide messenger RNA. RefSeq lists its product as uncharacterized. Lineage: Eukaryota; Metazoa; Arthropoda; Arachnida; Trombidiformes; Tetranychidae. The record is from RefSeq and is a predicted model, not a curated record.
UAUUGUGUUUCAAAAAACAAAGAGAAGGGACUUGGAAGAACGAGUAAAAUGUCUAAAAAUGUCUUUCUUGAUCAAUAUUUAUUGUGAUUAAUUUAUUAGUUUCUUUCUUAAUUUAAAUUCAUCUUUAGAGAUAUUUACAUCAUCAACUUCACGAGCGAAAUUAACAUGGAUCCUAUUACUUUGAUUAGAACUCAAGCUGAUAACUUUGAGAAUUUUGGCAAGAAGAUAAUGGACAUGCUGAGUCCUAACAUCAAGGAAAAACAUGGAGGUACCAUUAAUCAGCGUUUAGAAGAGGUUCAGAUUGUUUUCAAAACAAUUGAGCAGCUCAUUUCAUCAUGUGAUCAUCCUAAUCAAAAAAAUGUAAGUACCAAAACGACGCUAGUUGGAUCUUCUAAUGGCUCCAUCAAUGAGGCUAGCUUUGAAGAAAGUGAUGACGAGGUUGUCCAACUGUUACUCUCGAUGAAAAAAAAUGUUUUCAACUGUAAAUGUGGUGAAUAUCUUAAUUCAAUCACUGACUGGGAUGAGCAUCAAAAGAUAUGUCCAUGUUCAUCGGAAAAAAAUAUCGGAAAGCAAUGUCCACUUUGCAAGAAAACAUUUUUAUCGUGUGUUGCUCUCAAUAUUCACUGCACAAAGAAGCAUAAUAAGAAGAAAAUGCGAACAGAUUCAGUUAUGCACUGUCCAUGUGGUCAAACUUUUACUGCAAAAUGGAGGCAAAACUGCGUACAUAAACUGAACAGCCAUGGGCGUGAUUGCAAAGCCUUCAAGGUGAAAGAGAUUCAAUGUGAUAUUUGUAAAAAAGGUUUCAUCGAAAGGAAAAGCCUCGAAUAUCAUGGACUCAAAGCUCAUGGAUUGGCAGUACCGGUCAAUAGUUAAUCAUCUACAUUUAAUUUAAGGGGCGAGUAAGUUGGAUGAAUAAUUGUGUGUGAGCUCGCGACGCGAGAUAAUCUUUAUUCCCCAUUUAAGGUAGUGAAAUUUUCAGUUCGACGAAGUUACUCUUAUUUUAAUCCACAAAAAAGCAAAAUAUUUCAGCUAUAGUUCAAAUGAUACAUCUUUAAUAACAUAACCACGCUGAUUAGAUCAUGACAUUGUUGCCGUAGUCUUUGAUGUUCGAGAACGUUCGGUUUUACCAUGACAAUUGAGUAGAGGAAAUUGUUGGACUAUUCAAUUUUAUUUCUUCCACCAUACUCUCCUUCCCUGGAUCCUCAUUUAAAAUAUGUUCAAUCGGCUAAAAAAUUAAAUCAAACGACUACGACUAAAAAAA